Messenger RNA from Labrus bergylta (ballan wrasse), 1573 nucleotides. Its product is annotated as mortality factor 4-like protein 1. The record is from RefSeq and is a predicted model, not a curated record. Gene Ontology annotation, biological process: chromatin organization; regulation of DNA-templated transcription. Gene Ontology annotation, cellular component: NuA4 histone acetyltransferase complex; nucleus. Lineage: Eukaryota; Metazoa; Chordata; Actinopteri; Labriformes; Labridae.
GGUCAGGUGAUCCAGCAGCAGGCAGGCCCUUCUCGGCUUCUUCUCCUUCGAUUUGGCUCCAAUGUCGGAGGUGUUUGCGCCUGGAAGAAAUGGACUCUGGCAAUGCUCGAAUUUGAUCAUUCAGAGAUCCGAUCAGUUGAGUCUGUGAAUGGCGCCAAAACAGGACCCUAAACCUAAAUUUCAAGAAGGUGAAAGAGUCCUGUGCUUUCAUGGGCCACUGCUCUAUGAGGCAAAGUGUGUAAAGAUCAACAUUAAGGAGAAGCAGAUUAAAUACUUCAUUCAUUACAGCGGAUGGAACAAAAACUGGGAUGAAUGGGUUCCUGAGAGCAGAGUUCUCAAAUAUGUGGACAGCAACCUUGCGAAACAAAAAGAGCUUCAAAAGGCUAAUCAGGACCACUAUGUUGAGGGAAAGAUGAGGGGUUUAGCACCAAGCAAGAAGAUUGCUGCUGUGCAGCAGAAAAAUGUUGAUCUGAAAGUGAAGAAGGCAAAACAGAAAAUCCCAGGGCCGGGGGAAGGUACCAGCAGCGGAGAAACGCCGCAGGGGCCACGGAAGAAGAGGGCUCGAGUUGAUCCCACUGUGGAGAGUGAGGAGAUGUUCACCAACCGUGUGGAGGUGAAGGUAAAGAUCCCGGAGGAGCUUAAACCCUGGCUGGUGGACGACUGGGACCUCAUCACUCGACAGAAACAGUUAUUUCAUCUGCCUGCUAAGAAGAACGUCGAGACUGUCUUGGAGGACUAUGCAAGCUAUAAGAAAUCUAAAGGAAACUCUGACAACAAAGAGUAUGCUGUGAACGAAGUUGUGGCGGGGAUUCGCGAGUACUUUAACGUCAUGCUGGGCACUCAGCUGCUUUACAAGUUUGAGAGGCCGCAGUAUGCUGAGAUCUUGGCUGAACACCCGGACAUGCCCAUGUCUCAGGUGUACGGGGCUCCACACCUGCUGCGCCUAUUUGUUCGUAUAGGAGCCAUGCUGGCCUACACUCCACUGGAUGAAAAGAGUCUGGCUUUGCUGCUGAGUUACCUCCAAGAUUUCCUAAAGUACCUGGUGAAGAAUUCCUCCACCCUCUUCAGUGCCACGGACUACGAGGUUGCUCCCCCAGAGUAUCACCGUAAGGCUGUGUGAGAGCUCUGAGCACACCCGCCUUCUCCCAGACCACAUGUAAAAACUACACAUGGAUGAGAUUUUUCACUUGAGCAGCUCGCUUCUUCCACAAAGGUCUCAGGAGCUUGUCACGAAUAAGAACAAAAAAAACGAUUAAGAAAAACUUUUUAAAGAUUUAUCUUGGUUCUUUUCUCUCCCUUUCGUCCUUUUCUGGCACUUAAUUAAAAGAAACAUGAAAAAAAGAUUCAGUUUUCUGUCACCAACUUUCAACAAGCAGCUCUUUUGAUGUUUUUGUGCAUUCCCUCUGAUAGAUAUUUGUUAACUGUUGCAUGUGUGUAUUUUUGACGGUUUCUCUUGCCACGUGUGGUGCAAUUCAAAGCUGGACUAUGUUGUCAGCACUCAGCAUUUAAUGUUUUUUUUAUCUGUAACCUGUGUAUUUGUAUUGAUUUGUUAAAAAAAAAUGUUUCUACAGAA